AUUUGUUGUGCCAUUGAUAAUAUUUUUUCUCUUUUACUUAAUUAUUUAAUCUGUUGUUUUUUUUUUAAGCAGAUGCUCAACAACAACCACAUUUUGAACCGCAACAACAACUACAAUCAGUGCAACAACAACCUGAAACACAACAAUUACAAUAUGUACAACAACAACCACAAUCAGGUAAAAAAAACUCAAUUUUUUAUUCAAUGUUUUGUUAAUAACAUGAACUUUCAACAAAUGUUUUCCCGAACACCAUCAUUGUCAAUGGCAGCAGCUGCCACAACUCUUGCAACAAUAACAACAACAACAACAACAACAACAGCAUCUUCGUCAUCAUCUGCUACAAGUGCAGCUGCUGCUGAUUUGUCAUAUGAGGCUUUAAUCAACCAGGGCCCAUAUCCUACUAGGCCCAUAGGAUAUGGGUCUCAAAUAAUGGGGCAGAUCUCCCCUCUUUUCGUUGGGGGAGAAGGAGAAGAAAUGGGAGGGGGUGUUACGUAUAAUUAUAAUUAUAAUUAAUUAUACAAAUUAUACAAAUAAAUAAAAUAAAAUUUUACAAUAAGCACUGUUGUUUUUCUUUACCCUUCCUAAGAUAAAUUUUGCCAAUGUUGGAAAUGAUUUUAAACAAUAAAGGCGUUUAUGACUUUUUUAUUUAACAUAUGGGUGCCUUACAGUAAAAAGUACCAAUCUUCUGAGUUACUGAUACAGUUGCAUAGAGUCAGGAAUAAGUCACAAAAUAAAACAAAAAUUAGCUUGAUAGCAUCAUUUUUAAAAGUUCUACAUAGUUUUUCAUGGAAGUGUUUUAAAAUGAAAUUACAGUAAAAAAGACUU
Molecule: messenger RNA, 825 nt
Organism: Hydra vulgaris (swiftwater hydra)
Lineage: Eukaryota; Metazoa; Cnidaria; Hydrozoa; Anthoathecata; Hydridae
Source: RefSeq, a predicted model, not a curated record